Molecule: messenger RNA, 372 nt
Organism: Candidozyma duobushaemuli
Lineage: Eukaryota; Fungi; Ascomycota; Pichiomycetes; Serinales; Metschnikowiaceae
Gene: COX8
Product: cytochrome c oxidase subunit VIII
Exons: 2
Coding region: 1-372 (123 amino acids)
Biological process (GO): mitochondrial electron transport, cytochrome c to oxygen
Source: RefSeq, a predicted model, not a curated record
AUGGGCGCUUAUCUACAGGCUGCCUUGGAAAAGUGGUACAACAAAUUUGUGAGCAAUGGGUGCAGCACCAGCCAAUUGGAGCGCGGUAAUACCGUGGAAGCGUUGGAGUGGUGCGACCCUCAGGCUACGCAGAGGGCGGUGUACGGAUUGGGAUUGAGAACCGCCAGACCAGCAAGAAACUUCCAGACCUCUGCCAGAGCCAUGAACAAGGUGUUCGGUGAGCCUGCCACCGGUGUCUACUCGAACUUGCCUUUCAAGGUGAAGAACGUCAAGAUCCCAUUCGGCGUCAAGUGGUGGGGUGUCUUUGGCUUCUUCUUCUCCUUCCCAUUCAUCACUUCAUACGUUCACAUGAAGAGAGCCGGUAACCUUUAA